This is a messenger RNA of Eurytemora carolleeae, 358 nucleotides long. RefSeq lists its product as uncharacterized. The annotation marks the transcript as partial. The record is from RefSeq and is a predicted model, not a curated record. NCBI's taxonomy places the organism in Eukaryota, Metazoa, Arthropoda, Copepoda, Calanoida, Temoridae. The transcript is spliced from 6 exons.
GAUUGAAGUGGCUUUAGAGAGAGAGAGAGCCAGGUUACUGCGGGAGGAAUCUGUAUAUCUGAGAAAACAAGCUGAUGAUUUUCAAAGGGAGGAGGAGAGACUAGGGGCUGAAGCUGAUGAUCUGGAAAAUAAGGUGGUGGAUAGAGAGUGGGAGGAACAAUUAUUGGAAAAAAGUAUUUCCGACAGUGAACAACAAUAUGAAGAUUAUGUAAAAGAAAUCGUAGAUACCGAGAGAGCUAUCGAUAUGUACAGAAAUGCUUCAAAGGAUCGACUAGAUGAGGCAGCAGUAUUCAGACAACAGGCGGCCAAAAAGAAAACUGAAGCUGAGAGGCUUCGUGGAGAAGUUUGUAUUUUGUAA